UCAAUGUUCAGGUUUACAUCAUCACGCAAAGCACAACCAAACUGUGAGAAAGAUGGACGGAAAAUAUUACAUGUUUUUACUUAUAAUUGGAAUCCUCAUAACUUAUGGUACCACUGAAAGGAGCGGGGAUUGCAAUCGUGUAAGAUGUAGAAGAAUUUGUCCUGGUAGCAUGUUCCAAGUCAAUGACGAUGGAUGUAUUCUCUGUCGCUGUUGUACGUCCCCAGGACCAAACUGUAUUAACACAAGACCAGAAACAUCCUUAAAGGAUUUACUCAGACUUAGUAAAGGAUAAACUUAAUGAAAUAAAGAAUUCUAUGUAAACAUA
Molecule: messenger RNA, 325 nt
Organism: Mytilus trossulus (common blue mussel)
Lineage: Eukaryota; Metazoa; Mollusca; Bivalvia; Mytilida; Mytilidae
Product: antistasin-like
Exons: 3
Coding region: 53-292 (79 amino acids)
Source: RefSeq, a predicted model, not a curated record